Messenger RNA from Mycena indigotica, 2229 nucleotides. RefSeq lists its product as uncharacterized. The record is from RefSeq and is a predicted model, not a curated record. The transcript is spliced from 5 exons. NCBI's taxonomy places the organism in Eukaryota, Fungi, Basidiomycota, Agaricomycetes, Agaricales, Mycenaceae. The coding region runs from base 1 to 2229 and encodes 742 amino acids.
AUGGCCUCAGUUGUUGUUGACGAUGACGAUGUCGCAGUCUUUACAGAUGCUUUUACUCGCAAAAUCACAAACUCGGUGGCCACACUAGCCAAAGCAGAGUUCAAGUCUAUCCAUGAGCGACUCACCGAUGCCCAGAGAUCAACAGCUAGUGAGCGACAACGCCGUGUUGCAGCAGAGCGAGAUGUCCAGCAGUUACGAGCUGAACUCUCUGUCUAUAAAGCGUUGUUAGAAGGUCGGGAGGUCAGAUUAAAUCAAGCUGACAAGGAAAUACGAGACUUGCGAUCGCAAUUAACCGCCGUUGACGAAACCCGUCGCCAACUUCAGGAGAGCGUAAACCAGCUUUUCUCUGGCACACACAAGGUCGUACCCCAAGAGCAACAGAACCAGGAUGAGGCGUCUCAAUUGAGUAGCUCUCCCCACGAGUCCUCCAAACUGUUGACGAUAAAUGUCCUAGACGAUCAACUUGAACAUGAACGUCCACCUCUCAGUAGUUCACCGCCACCCACCAAAAGGCCACGAUUAGAAGGCCAUACACAAAAGGUCCAAUCGCCUUCGCCAAAGACAGAAAAUGCGACAACCAUACCCCAAGGCCAACCGGCCCAACCCAAAUCAGCGGCGCCCAGCUUCGACUCCCCCGCCCGUGGUCCACUGGCAACACCUUCAUCUGAGCCCAUAUCAGAACCGGUAUCGGAACAAGUAAUCCAAGAUGCGAAUAUGAUUGAAAACAAACCGAGGACAGCGUCUUUGACCCGUGAGGAGGUAUAUGCGAAGUUUUCUCGUCGUCAAAAAAACUUCAUGGAGCUCAUGCCCCACUCCCGUCAUCGACUCAAUUUAUCUGCAGAAGAAAGUUUCGGCGAUUUUUUUUCGAUUGGGCCAGAUCUUUUUCUCGCAACUUCUCGAUCAGACUGUGAACGACCUAUAACUCAGCUUCACGCCCUGCAGCUAUCCACAUUCAAGACGAUGGACUACAAACCUCAAACUAUUAAUCUUGGGGAAUCAAUGCUCGAUUUUGCGGUACAAAUAGCCCAAUACGACCUGUUGCUCGUGCUUAAUCGAAAUCUCUCUAAGGAUCCUGAAUGCCAGUUCCAAGUGCAAUGUUGGACUUACACAUCAGGCCAAAAAGGUCACGCCCUCGCAACCCACGAUACAUUCUUCGUUCAACUGCCGUCGGAUGAACUUGCUCCUAUCUCGGGUGCUAUCUCUCUGUUUGUUUGUGAUAAUAUUCUUGCCAUCUCGUUUUAUUAUCAAGACCGCAACGAUUUUGGGUUGACGCUGUACGACUGGAAGCUUGGAACUCAUCUUUGUGGUCCUGGCCGCAUUGGAGGCCCAAAAGUCACUUUCAUUAGCUCAAAACAGCUCAUGACAUUCAAUGCCGAUCUGGGCAGUUUAGACAUUAUCUGGCUUCCAAACUCAGAUUCUGACAAUGGCAGUUGGCCAGCCGACUUGAACAACCUUGUCAAAGUCUCGUUCAAACUCCCCGAACUUCGCGCGGGGUAUGCUAUUGUACCGGAAAGUGUUCAAAUGAAUGCGCAGCCGACCAGUUCGGCACCGCUCUCUGUUCCUCCCCAUUGCUAUUUCGUGCCCAUGCUUACAGAAGGCUUGAUCCUCGUCCUAAUGGAAAUCGGACCGAUUGACAAGGCUGUCGAUGCGCCGCUUUUUGCUCUUGUCAUCUCGCGCCGACUCCUGCGCCAGUUCCGACUUGCACAUCACUCAUCCGCUAAGAGUGUAGCAUGGGCCAACUGGGGUCAUAAAUGUUCCCGCUGGCUCGAUCCUCAGCGCUCGAGUGGAUGCGUCGAGUGGAGUGUAAUGGGAGAGCGCGUAGUUCUGCUUGAUAAAGACGCCGGCGACAAAAGGGACCGUCACUCGUCACUCCGCAUCCUAGACUUCAACGUUCGCAACAUCGACAAGGCUAGACAAAUCUCCGCCAACCACGACCGCAUCUGGAUAGAGCCCCCUCUUACCAGCAGCCUGAAACCCGGCUCUGAUUCCUCCAACACCAAACACUCGAGCCGAAAUGGCGGCUCAGCACGUCCAGAGCCUUCUUCGCUGCCGUUUUCAGUGCCCAUAUUGUCUGACCUGGGAUUUGUCCGGACAUUGUCUGAGGACAAGUACCGGUUCGACCAAGUGCUGAUGACGGAAGAUAGUGUCGUCGGUAUUCGUUGGAAGCAUUGGGACAACAAGACACGAAACAACAGCCCAUAUCUGGACAUAUUUCGAUUUGAACCUUGA